UCUUGAACGUUGACAUCCUGUCUAGGAUGAAGACAACAACAAUCUUUGCUUGGAUACUUGUAGCUUCGAACAUAGACGCCAUUUUUUCUCAAGUGACUUGCCCCGAUCCAGGAAAUGUGCUUAAUGCAUAUCGAGUGAAUAUAAAUAGUCCGUCCGGACAAUCUCCAGUGUAUCUUCCCGGACAUACUGUCCUUUACGGUUGCAAGUCCGGCUACGUCCUGGAGGGAAACACCUACAUCUCAUGUCUACCUUCCGGAAGCUGGUCGAGCAAAAACCCGGUCUGUUAUUCGACUGCGACCACAACAACGGAAGCAUCACAGGAUCAAUCGCUCUGCCGUGACCCUGGAUACAUCAAAAAUGGCGAUCGCAUGUCCACGCACCCCAUCACCUCUCGUCAGCACCAGCGGGGAUUUCGACUGGGGACGCAAAUGACGUACUACUGCGUCGAGGGGUACCAACUGCGAGGAACUGAUUCCAUAUACUGCACUAGUGGAGGAAAAUGGACGGCGAAAAGGCCAUCGUGCGAAUCGACUCCCAAAUCGGGAUGA
This is a messenger RNA of Uloborus diversus, 548 nucleotides long. RefSeq names its product P-selectin-like. The record is from RefSeq and is a predicted model, not a curated record. The transcript is spliced from 4 exons. Bases 27 to 548 code for a protein of 173 amino acids. NCBI's taxonomy places the organism in Eukaryota, Metazoa, Arthropoda, Arachnida, Araneae, Uloboridae.